Messenger RNA from Danio aesculapii, 655 nucleotides. RefSeq names its product crystallin, beta B1, like 3 (gene crybb1l3). Gene Ontology annotation, molecular function: structural constituent of eye lens. NCBI's taxonomy places the organism in Eukaryota, Metazoa, Chordata, Actinopteri, Cypriniformes, Danionidae. Gene Ontology annotation, biological process: lens development in camera-type eye; visual perception. Bases 1 to 627 code for a protein of 208 amino acids. The record is from RefSeq and is a predicted model, not a curated record. The transcript is spliced from 5 exons.
AUGUCCCACACUGCUGUUCAAGGAAGUAUGGGAAGUCGCUACGCCACAGGAAAGAGCUCCCACAGAAUGUAUCUGUUCGAGUAUGAGAAUUUCCAAGGGCACAUGAUGGAGCUGAGUGGAGAGUGUCGUAACGUCUGUGACAAGGGGCUGAAGCGCGUGGGCUCCAUCAGAGUGGAGUGUGGGCCAUGGGUAGGUUUUGAGCAACAGAACAUGACCGGUGAGAUGUUCAUGUUGGAGAGGGGUGAAUACCCACGCUGGGACACUUGGUCCAACAGCUACCGUUGUGAUCGCCUCAUGUCUGUCCGGACUGUUCGAAUGAACCCACAGGACCAUAAUAUCUGUCUAUAUGAGUGCAUGAACUUUGACGGUCGCAAGAUGGAGGUGUCUGAUGAGGACAUUCCAAGUUUGUGGUGCUACGGCUUCCAGGACAGGGUCGGCAGCAUUCAAGUAAAUGGUGGGACGUGGGUUGGAUACCAGUACCCAGGCUACCGCGGAUAUCAGUACCUGUUUGAAUUUGGAUCCUACAAACACUGGAAUGAAUGGGGUGCCAAUCACCCUCAGAUCCAGUCAGUGCGCAGAGUGAGAGACAUGCAGACGCAUCACAGAGGCUGCUUCGAGCUGGCAUAAAAAAAGAAAUACCAUGGACAGAUGGACA